AUGGCACAUGCUUUUGACAAUCGAAAUGUCUUUACAAAUAAUCAAGAGAAACCAUUCAUUCAAACAUAUAUGAAUGGAAGUGAUCAAUGGGAAAGAUUAUCGUCAUCGCCAACAUUAAAUCAUCCUCCACCGACGUAUGAAGAAACAAUUUUUGAUAAAACUAAAACCAAUCCAUUAUCUAACUCUCAAGAACAAAUAUCAAUAACAUCAAACGCUUAUUCAACUCAACAAAAUAAUGAUUUCAAACCACCACCACCACCAUCACUUCGUGUCCCUCGAUUGACAUCAACAACAAAUCAUAAUUAUAUACAUCGUUCCAAUCUUUUACCUCAAUAUCCAACCAAUGGAAUGAAAACUAGUACAACUUAUUUGAAUACCACUCAACUUUAUAUAACUCAACCAUCCUGCCAAGAUCAUUCUCCUCCACCACCACCGCCACCUCCGCGUUAUCCUUUGUAUCCGCCUGUUAUUCCACCACGUAAUCAGAAGAAUUCGGUAACAAUUCCGAAUUUCAAUUCACCACAAUCAUCGAAAACCAUUUAUCGAUCACCAGUCAAAUUCAAUGAAAUCGAGAAUGCUCUUUCGAACGAGAAUGACUCAACAGUUGGCGAAUAUUUUGGAGAAUGUCGAAAAUGUGGAGAAAUAAUAACAAGUUUAGAUGAUCCAUGUGAUAUACUCGGCGAAACGUAUCAUAGUGCUUGUGCAACUUGCGUUGUAUGUGGACGAUCAGUGAAAAAUAAGCAUUUCUUUGUUAAAGAUCAGUUAUAUUGUGAAGAAGAUUUUCUCUACACAGGAUUUCAUCAAACAUUAGAACAUUGUGUGGCGUGUAAUCACUUGAUAACAGAUACAAUUUUACAAGCUUUGGGUGAAUCGUAUCAUUUCACAUGUUUUCGAUGUUCGAAGUGUUCGAUUUGUUUGGAUGGUGCUCCAUUUAUGCGAGAUAAGAAGCGAAAUCUGUUCUGCGUACGUGAUUAUCACAUGACCUACGGACCACGAUGUGAUAAAUGUUCGGAAAUUAUCUUCCCGGAAGAGGACUCUAACGAAACAAUUCGAAUAAUUUCAAUGGGUAAAACGUUUCAUGUUGAAUGUUAUCAAUGCGAGGAUUGUUCAAAGCAAUUAGGCGAUGAACAGUAUCGUCGUUGUUACCCAUUAGGUGACAGAUUACUGUGUCAAGAAUGUUGUCAUCAACGUUUGAAUACUCUCGAUAAAUUUUAG
This is a messenger RNA of Adineta ricciae, 1215 nucleotides long. The record is from the annotation of a GenBank genome assembly. Lineage: Eukaryota; Metazoa; Rotifera; Eurotatoria; Adinetida; Adinetidae.